Molecule: messenger RNA, 2824 nt
Organism: Pelodiscus sinensis (Chinese soft-shelled turtle)
Lineage: Eukaryota; Metazoa; Chordata; Testudines; Trionychidae
Product: transmembrane 4 L6 family member 4-like
Cellular component (GO): membrane
Source: RefSeq, a predicted model, not a curated record
GCCUGUGCACUGACCAACCAGGGAUAGUUUUGGGUAUUUCCUCAUUCUUUGGGGAGAAACUCCUAUUUGUUUAAUGGAAUCUAUCACUCGAGAACAUUUCUGUACCUUUCUGAAGCUGGUACAGGGAGAGAGGAAGUAUAAAACUUAAAGCCAGCUAAAAAAAUCAUUCUGCUGUUUGACAAGCUGAAGCAUUGGCAGCCAUUUUAAUCCUGUAAAGCCAGGGGAGAGCUACAAUGUGCACUGGGAAGUGUUCAAAGUGCAUUGGAGUCGUGCUGUUCCCAUUAGCUAUCUGUGCCAUAAUCUCCAAUAUUCUCCUGUUCUUUCCCAAUGGAAAUGUUUUAGACCCUAAAAACAUAACUGAUUUGGUCUGGUAUUUCCAUGGCAUUCUUGGAGCUGGAAUAUUGAUCAUUUUGCCAGCAUUUAUGAUGCUGGGUGCAGGUGGAGCUGGAUGCUGUGCUAACAGAUGUGGGAUGCUGCUCUCUAUGCUGCUGGCCGUGUUGGGCACUACAGGAGGGGCAUACUGUGUGGUCAUCUCAUCCUUGGGGUUGAUUAGAGGGCCUUUUUGUGACAUUGGUAAUGGAAACUAUAGCUACCCUUUCCAGAAUGACUCCUUGACAGACAAUUAUUUGUUUAAUCAGACAACGUGGAGCAUUUGCAAAAAACCAGAAAACAUUAUUAUUUGGAAUAUUGUCUUGUUUUCUCUUCUCCUCGGAAUUGGUAUAAUUGAAGCUGUUCUUUGCCUUAUUCAAGUCAUCAAUGGUCUUAUUGGGUUCAUAUGUGGCACAUGCAUGAGGAAAAGAAAAACAGAUAUUGCUGGAAUGUAAAUCACCUACAAAGAAUGCCAGUGACAAGCACAGACCUGUGGGGAUACAUGUAUAAUCAUAAUGUGUUGAUGUAUUUGUGGGGACAGAGGGACCCUGAAAUGUUCAGGAGUUUCAGAAAAACUCCAGAACAUUUUAUAAAGAUAUCUGGGUGGGAGGGGAUGGAUUAGCUAGAACUUUUGAGGUUUCAGAUUCUUUUUUGUCUCCUCUAAGUACCCAGGUAAAGUCUCUGGUACUGGCAACAUGACACUGUCUUUUCAAGAGUGCCUGGCAUGGACUAAAUAUUCAAUCACAAAUAUUCUCCAGUUAAAAUUGACUGCUUACCCAUCAAGUGCUGCCCUGUGUAUCAAGCAUGUCACUCGGAAGUGCUGACUGUUGUAUGUGGGAAUCUGUACUGACUAAUCAUUCUAAUAUAAAGAUUUAUCAGCGCUGCUGAUCUCAUCCACUCUGGCUGGGUGUCUAAAGAUGCUCUUUAAUGCUCCCCAAACCCUGUCCUGGUGUAAAACAGUGUUGGAUUCUCUGGCAGUGCUCUGUGUUUGCUGUGUUGUAACUGUGUCCGUUCCAGUAUAUGAGAGAGACAAGAUGGGUGAGGUAGUACCUUUUAUUGGGCCAACUUCUGUUGGUGAGAGAGACAAGCUUUUGAGCUCAUCUUCAGGUCAUGCUCUGUCUAUUCAUAUCACUUUGGCACAUAAGCACUAGUCAUUUAAAGGUCUAGCUCAGAAAGGGAAUUUUUGAAACCUCGCAGAUGCCAUGUUGCUUAAAUAGCAGCAAUAUUUGUAGCACUAUGGAGGCCCUGAGUAGCAGGCAGUUGGCCAGUUUCUGACCUGCUUUAAGCUCUGUGGAGCCAGCCUCGACUCACACUUCUGUGUGUGCUAUAGGAGGCUGGGGUGGUAUAUAGAGUGCCAAUACAUCACUGAAAAUUAUCCCUUCAAAGGUAAUAAUGCUGCAUAUGGGGCAGCGCUAGAGGUGCAUUAGGCCCAACAUGCAAGGUUUUUUAUAUAGCACCCCAUUAGCCAGUAAUUAACCUUGUUUUACAAUAAGGAGGAAAACUUUAGGGCCAAUUAUGCUGUCAGAUGUAUGGACAGGGCUCUCAGUCACUUUCAAGGGAGUCUGAGGUACACAUCCUCAUGUAGAACAUAUUCACACUCAAUAUUUAAUUUUUUAAAAUUGCAUUUCUAAUCAUUAUUGUGCAUGGUUUUCUGGUAAAUUGAAGCUAGCUCUGAGAGGCACCAAAUGGCAUCAUUCUCAGUGCUACAGCAAGCUUGGAUCCCACAAAGUGCGGAGCAUGAGAUCAAGCCCUAAAUACUAAAUUCAUGUGAUUGGUAAAUUCCAGAGAAUCUGUGAUGACAGGAGUGAAUUCUUUGUCAUCUCAAUGGCCACUUCAAAGGUGAAUUCUUACAAUUGCCACUGAUUCUUCUGCUCAAAAACAAAAAGUAUUAAGAUAUUUUACAUAUAUAUCAGAAACUAUUUAUAACUGCAUAAGUAUAAAGUUAAGUUAUUUUGGAUCUGUUUUGCAAAAGGAGGGACUUUUUUUCCUCUUUCAAAAAAGUUUUGACUACUGCAUGGGAUGACACAGGUGGGCAUUUUCCUAUUGUCCAUUAGAAAUUUGCACAAAGGAGUAUUUGGUAACUCGUACUGUUGCCUGGUAUAUGCAUGCAGAUCCCUCAAAUGAGGAAAUAAAUGCUAGUAAUGUUCAUGCUCUUGGCAGGUGCAACUUAAGCACCGAUAUUUGAAAUUUUCACCCAUAGUGGUUUAAAGCAGGUUUUUUUUACAUAAAAAGCAAGAGAAAUACACAGGUUGGCCAAGGUUUUCAAACACAAAUGAGGGAUUUGAAUGAAACCAAAUUGUGUAAGUGACUCUGAAAAUUCCAGCUGUUACAGGCAAUGGAGUAUGCAUGAUGAUUAGAGAUGUAGUUUACAGUACUACUGUCCCAUUUACUGCAGCAACCUUUUUAUUUUAAAACUGCUGAAAAAUGAAAUAAAAUGCUGGGCUUUCUUUGGCUA